This is a messenger RNA of Penicillium longicatenatum, 2229 nucleotides long. Its product is annotated as anoctamin family protein. Lineage: Eukaryota; Fungi; Ascomycota; Eurotiomycetes; Eurotiales; Aspergillaceae. The transcript is spliced from 4 exons. Bases 1 to 2229 code for a protein of 742 amino acids. The record is from RefSeq and is a predicted model, not a curated record. Gene Ontology annotation, biological process: chloride transmembrane transport. Gene Ontology annotation, cellular component: cortical endoplasmic reticulum. Gene Ontology annotation, molecular function: chloride channel activity.
AUGUCUUGGCUCGCGGGGUACGGCAAGCUCGACGACGAGGAAAAUGAUAACCUAGGCGUCGACUGGGUGCUGCAGUAUGAAUUUGGUGACAUCGACCAAGCGCAGGCGAUAACUGAGUUUCGCACACUGGUUCGUGAUCUGACCGAAGCUGGUCUUCGCGUUCAGGUUCGCCAUGGCCAUGGGUCCUCCCUAUUGGUGUGUUUACGGGUGCCCCGAGAUCAGCUAGGGAGGAUGGUUCACCAGUCACGAGUCAAAGAUUAUUUGUUCGGGAUAUUACAUACGUUGCCGGAAGGUGAUGAGAAUACUGUCGUACACGCUGAGACACCUUCCGAAGAACUACGAUCGGUAUACCAUGCUGUAACUUGGAGUAAAGAGCUGGGUGGUGCGGGAAUCACCCCUAACCACGGGAAGUGGAAGAACGUCACCGCGUCAUUCCCUUUGCAUGAUCAAGACGCGUGUGCGCAGAUGUUGCGUCAAUGGAGCCGGAAAACCAAUUUGACCAUUAAGGAUUUGGACACAAUUCGCGCGCUGUUUGGCGAAAAAGUCGCAUUCUACUAUGCUUUCAUUCAUUGCUAUUCGCUAUUUUUGAUCGUUCCUGCCGUUUUAGGCAUCAUCGGAUGGAUGUACUUGGGUCCAUAUUCGAUAGUGUACGGUAGUGCCUUGUGUGUCUGGUGCGUGGUGUUUGUCGAGUACUGGAAGAUUCGGGAACACGAUCUGAGCGUACGGUGGGGUGUGAAAGGUGUUGGUGUUCUGAAAGUAAACCGGGCCCAGUAUCAAUGGGAGAAGGAAGUCCGGGACCCCGUUAGUGGCCAGAUCAUGAAGGUGUUUCCCGGAUGGAAGCAGUUCUCGCGGCAGCUGCUCCUUAUUCCAUUCGCUUCAAUGGCGGCCAUUGCGCUCGGAAGUCUCAUUGUGGUGACCUUCGCUUCAGAAGUGUUCAUCUCAGAGGUAUACAACGGAAAACUCAAGGGAUAUCUGGAAUUCGUGCCGACCAUUCUUUUUUCGCUUUCACUACCCGCCAUCACCUCAUUCCUAACCAGCAUCGCAACUCGACUGACCAAAUACGAAAAUUACCGAACUCAAGAUCUCUACGAUUUGGCUCAGACACAAAAGAGCUUUAUCAUGAACUUUAUCACAUCCUUCCUUCCUACCAUCCUCACGGCCUACAUCUACGUUCCAUUUGGCAAACAGAUCGUGCCUCACUUGGACAUUCUCCGACGAAGCGGUCUCAAUGUCGACAUGGCGUCCCAUGCUGAGUUUGAGGUGGAUACUUCUCGAUUCCAGCAAGAGGUCAUCUAUCUCUCCAUGACCGCGCAGGUUCUCGGUUUCGGUGAAGAGAUCGUCAUCCCUUACGUGAAGCAUGUCCUCUGGCAAAAAUGGCGAGACUACCGCGAUCGACAACACGGUCUGACCCGCCAGCGCAGUUUCUCCACCGCAACAGAUCUUCUCUUGAUUGAUCCCCCGGACGAGGGCAAGUUCCUGAAACGGGUGCGUAGUGAAGCCGAUGCAGAGGAGUACAAAGUCGAAGACGACAUCCUCGAGAUGUGUGUGCAAUUCGGCUACCUGGCUUUGUUUGGUGUAGCAUGGCCACUCGUGCCUCUCGGAUUCCUCCUGAAUAAUUGGUUAGAGCUGCGAGGCGACUUCUUCAAGCUGACCCUGGAGUGUCAGCGACCCCCACCAAUCCGGGCCGACUCCAUCGGUCCCUGUCUGCUGGGAUUGGACUUCCUCGCAUGGCUAGGCACACUGUCUACCGCAGCAAUUGUGCAUAUAUACCGAGGUCCCAUGGCCGAGGUCAAACUUUCUUCACUACUACUGACCGUCUUCGUGGCGGAACAAGCCUAUCUGACUAUCCGAUUUACCGCCUCGACGGCCCUGCAAAAAGUCUUCAACGACAGCUCACGUCGCGAGGAAGCCCAGCGAUACGCCUUGCGGAAGAGCUUUCUAGAGGCCAGCCUAACCCAAAAUGGACCUGGGUCUCCCGGGUCUCGGGUGCGGCAGCGCGUACGUUUCCACGAGCGAGUCAAUGUCUACGCGGAAUCCACCCCGUCCCCUGACGGCAGUCCCUCGCCUGAAAGAGAAAAGCCACAGGAUGAUGUACUCCGUGGAUCUGACCGCGAGGCCGAGUUUUGGAAUGGAUUGUCGUGUGACACAUCGGACGCGGGCGUCAAGAUGAUUCGGGCACUCAGUGCAUCCAAAGUAGGGGAUGAGCCGAAGUGGACCAAGAAGGCAUAG